Messenger RNA from Phytophthora nicotianae INRA-310, 357 nucleotides. RefSeq lists its product as hypothetical. NCBI's taxonomy places the organism in Eukaryota, Oomycota, Peronosporomycetes, Peronosporales, Peronosporaceae. The record is from RefSeq and is a predicted model, not a curated record. The coding region runs from base 1 to 357 and encodes 118 amino acids. The transcript is spliced from 2 exons.
AUGGAGCUGCUGAUAUUCUCCCCAAGCGAUGACGGUGAAGAAACGGAUGUGCUGGAGUACGCACACGAUGCCAGCGAGCCAGAGAAUGAGGACAUGCUGAGCGCGACUGUUUCGCUCGGUAUGACCGCAGGUCGAGUGAGGAACAUGCUGCUUUUUAAGUGUCUGAGAGAUCCUGUCAUGCUCGCACUGGUGCCAGAAACGAAGAAAAUGGAAAACAGGACAGUCUAUUUGAAGCGACUGGCGGGGGAUGGAUGGGAGAUCAGUAAAUUCGUGGCAUUAACAACUGGACAGCGGGAAAGUUAUGUCAAAGUCGAGUUGAAUUUUGUCGAGUCGAUGAAACGAAUGGGGCAGACAUGA